UACCAUAAAGGAUGAAAAUGGAUGAAAGAAACUAAAUAUAACCUGUUGAUACACGUGUAUAUUUGUCGAAAGAAACUCUCGCAAAAAAUAUUUAAUAUCAUUUGUAAAAAUAUUUUGUAAGUUAAAACAUAAUAAAAGAACAAAAUGCAACAUGACGAUGUUGUGUGGAGCGUCAUUAACAAGUCCUUUUGUUCUUUCAAAGUAAAUGCAAAAACACAGAAGUUCUGUCGCAAUGAAUACAAUCUUACCGGUUUAUGUAGUAGAGCAUCCUGUCCACUUGCAAACAGUCAAUAUGCCACAAUUAGGGAAGAAAAUGGUAUUAUAUACCUCUAUAUGAGAACAGCAGAAAGAGUGCAUUUUCCAAAAAAUGCAUGGGAAAAAGUGAAGCUAUCUAGAAGUUUUGAGAAGGCGAUAAGUCAGAUCAAUGAGAAUUUAUUAUAUUGGCCAGGUUUUAUAAAAGCAAAAUGUAAACAAAGAUUUGUAAAAAUUACACAAUAUCUCAUACGCAUGCGAAAAUUAAAAUUAAGGAGACAGAAACAAAUUGUACCGAUCCAAAGGAAGAUCGAAAGAAGAGAAAGACGUAGAGAAGAGAAAGCUUUAAUUGCUGCUAGAUUAGAAACAUCAAUAGAAAAACAACUUAUGGAAAGAUUAAAACAAGGCAUGUAUGAUAGUAUUUACAAUUUUCCACAACAAGUGUUCGACAAAGCUGUGGAAGCUGUUGAAGUUGAAGGUGAAAAUGAAGGUGAGAGCGAAGAAGAAUACGAAAGAGAGAUAGAAAUUGAAAAGGAAGUAGAAAUGGAAUUAGAGGCAGAUGAAAGGGAAAGGGAAAGAAAUCAGCCACAUUAUGUAGAAGCAGGCACCGAUGAGGAAGAUGAGGAUGACGAUUUCAACAUUGAAGAACUAUCAAUGGAUGAAGAUAGCGAUUCCGGACAAAAAGAAGAAGUUGAAUUGUCUGAUGAUUUUGAAUCUGAAACAAGUGAUAUCGAGGAUAAAAUGCCCUCGACGAGUAAGAAAACAAAACGACCGAAAGUCGUUAAGAAAGACAAAACACAAAAGAAAACCCGUCCGAAGGUCGAAAUCGAAUACGAAGUUGAAAAUGAAUCACGUCAAAGAGUGCGAGCAUAACAAAUAUUUGUUUAGGACAAUUAUAAUUGUAUGUUUAAUAAAGUUUAAGUCUAUUUCAUAACUCAAA
Hylaeus volcanicus is the source of this 1192-nucleotide messenger RNA. RefSeq names its product protein MAK16 homolog (gene Rbm13). Lineage: Eukaryota; Metazoa; Arthropoda; Insecta; Hymenoptera; Colletidae. Gene Ontology annotation, biological process: maturation of LSU-rRNA; maturation of 5.8S rRNA. The record is from RefSeq and is a predicted model, not a curated record. The transcript has 7 exons. The coding region runs from base 145 to 1125 and encodes 326 amino acids. Gene Ontology annotation, cellular component: nucleolus; preribosome, large subunit precursor.